CAAUGGAUAUAAGUGCUGAUCUAAUGGAAUUAGGAAGAACCCCCGUAACUGUUGUAUGCGCAGGGGUAAAGUCAAUUUUAGACAUCGAGAAAACUUUAGAAUAUUUGGAAACUCAAGGUGUUACUGUUGUGACAUUUGGUGAUUCUGCAGACUUUCCAGCUUUUUUUACUCCAAAAAGUGGAUUUAAAAGUCCAUCAAAUUUGUCAACUGUACAUGAAUGUGCAGCUUUAAUCG
This is a messenger RNA of Racocetra persica, 234 nucleotides long. NCBI's taxonomy places the organism in Eukaryota, Fungi, Glomeromycota, Glomeromycetes, Diversisporales, Gigasporaceae. The record is from the annotation of a GenBank genome assembly.